Messenger RNA from Macrosiphum euphorbiae (potato aphid), 234 nucleotides. The record is from the annotation of a GenBank genome assembly. NCBI's taxonomy places the organism in Eukaryota, Metazoa, Arthropoda, Insecta, Hemiptera, Aphididae.
AUGGCAAAAGUUCCAGUGACUCUUCGGGGUUCCGUGAGGCGAGUGUCCGAUAUGGCACCCGCCUGGCGUGCAGCUACCAUGGUCCAACAAUGCCUACAGUCCGAACUCAGAUCCGAUUAUUCGGUAACCUCAAUGCCAUGGAAUUACAUACGAAUCUAUUUGAAACGUAAACCACAAAAAAAAAAAACAUUUCGUCCGUCCGUUGUGGACGAUGCAUUUUCUUCCCGGCAAUAA